This is a messenger RNA of Onthophagus taurus, 2772 nucleotides long. NCBI's taxonomy places the organism in Eukaryota, Metazoa, Arthropoda, Insecta, Coleoptera, Scarabaeidae. The record is from RefSeq and is a predicted model, not a curated record.
UGCCGACGAGGGCAGGAGCAGAGCACCACGUCUCUCGCAAAAACCCGCGCGGCGUCGCCAACAACACAUUACUACUUAACACUUACUUUUAACUAAAAAAAAAAAAAAAAAUUAUAACAGUGCAGGAGAGAAACGUGUUAGUAUAAAAAAACGAAAGAAGGGAAAAAAUCGGCGCCCCCGGGCAGACUACGACGAAAGAUUAAAAAAAAUUGUACCGACGCCGGCGUCGCCUUCGCCUUCGCCCGUGUUGGAAAAAGUGAUUAUUUAAUUUUUUUUUAAUAAUUUUUUAAUUAUCUCCAAGUUAAAUGUAAUAAUUGUGAUCACGGGAUUAACUAAAAAAAAAAAUUGAUAAAAACAACCCAAGUUUUUACGACGUUAACUAAAAUACUUAGAACACGCUUUCAAAAAAAUUGAACAAAAAUAAGAAACGCAAAGUAAAUUCGAAGUAAUAAGGAAAACUAAAGAUAAUAAGGGGAAGAAUAAAAACGUUUUUUUAGUGUUUAAUGUACAUUCCCGACGACGCCGACGACCGUCACCACUUAUGCCCGCCGACGACGACCGCCAGCGUCUCAAAGCGCGUCUGCACCACCGUCGCUGCCGCCACCAACGCUGCCACCGUCGUCGUCCGAACCCAAAAAACUUCAGCUGAGGUGCGUUCGAGUCGUAGGUUAGCCACGGAUUGCGUAAUCAAUGUCAGAAAGUGUGGUCUAUCUCAGACAUGGGAAGUGAGCACUACUGCCUGAGGUGGAACAAUCAUCAGAGCAACCUGCUGGGCGUCUUCAGCCAACUGCUCCGGGACGAAAGCCUCGUUGACGUCACACUGGCCUGCUCGGAAGGCCACUCGAUCCGUGCUCACAAGGUAGUACUGUCGGCCUGCAGCUCAUAUUUUCAAAAUCUCUUCGUUGACCACCCGAGCCGACACCCAAUCGUAAUAUUGAAAGACGUGCGUUUCGCCGAAUUACGCACCCUCGUCGAUUUCAUGUACAAGGGCGAGGUGAACGUUGAGUACUGUCAGCUAUCGGCGCUGCUCAAAACGGCCGAAAGCCUCAAAGUUAAGGGGCUCGCCGAAAUGACCAAUUUAGGCCCAAAUAGGGAUUAUGACAAGGGCGGCGUCCCGGAGCCUGAACAGCUCGAACCGACCGAGCUCGUCAACAAACGGGUGAUGAUGACGGAAGAAUCGUCGUCUUCCAGCCGACCAGAUAGACCAGACAGGUCUGAGAGGAUUGAUAGGAUCGAAAGGUUGGAUAGGAUGGAAAGGAUUGAAAGGAUCUCGGAACGAAUGGAAAGGAUCUCCGAUCGGUUGGAAAGCAGCAACAGGGAGCAACAGAUUCAAACGCCUCCUGCAAAAAUCCCCAAGAACAGCAGCCCUGAAAGGCCCGAAAGUGUUGAAGGUGACAGAUCUGAAUCUCCCGCUGAAGAGUGCAGGCCGAGUGAUAUGAGUAUGCAUAAUAAUGGAAAUAAUGUGAGCUGUACGACCACCUCUGCAACUGUUGGAACACCUUGUAACAGGAUACCGUCUCCAAUUAACAGCGAACCGUUACCCGGUCCUUCUAAUUUACCGCCAGUCCAACAAGUGCCUCUCUCUUUGACUAAGGAAGCGGACUGGGUACCGGGAUUAUCUGAAGAGAAAAGCGCCGGCGAGAGUUCAUCCGAUUACCCCAGGCACCCUCACGACACGGAGAUGGACAGCAGGGACAGUGGAUCGCCCAGAUUGUACCAGUGCAUGUAUUGUGGCAGUGCGUUUCCGCACCAGAGCAAGCUCACAAGACACAUCCUAUCACACAGCUUAGAAACGCUUAAGUACCGCGAGAUGCAACAUCACCAGAGCCUCCAGUUACCGGAACCUUUGAAUUUAAUGGAAAGUCAUUUUGGUCCUCGAGCUCCAGUUGUUCCGCACGAUCCGCCGGAUCCAACAGAUCAACCACCGACUGCGAUGGAUCUUGAAUUAACUGGUGAUGGUCCGGGUGUAGUGUUAUGUAAAUUUUGUGGAAAAUCAUUUCCCGAUGUGAGUUCAUUGAUUGGCCAUCUACCGGUACAUACCGGUGACAGACCUUUUAAGUGUGAGUUUUGCGGAAAAGCUUUCAAAUUAAGGCACCAUAUGAAGGACCAUUGCCGCGUACACACUGGUGAGCGACCUUUUCGAUGCUCUCUGUGCGGAAAGACGUUCUCGCGAUCAACGAUAUUGAAAGCCCACGAGAAGACGCACUAUCCAAAGUACGUGAGGAAAUUUCUUUCGCCGAGUCCAUUGGAUACCGAAGAGGAAAGCCCUCACUAGCGAUCCCCAAUCGCCGUUUCUUCUAGGACUUUUAGCAAACGCUAAAACACACCCGGAGGACGUAGGAGCGACGCUUCGUUAGAGAGCUUCUUGUAUUAUACUAGCUAAAAUUUUUGAGAGGCGAUUUUUCUCUCACACACACACCAACUUUUUUAUAACAACGCUGCGUUAGCAAUCACGAUUUUUCUACGGACUUCUCGGUUGAGUUUCGGGUCCUUUUGGUUGUGACUAAAGAUCUUUAUUAUUAUCCUGGAGGCAGCCCAAACUUUUUUGCGAAAGGGGAAUUUAACUCGAAAAGUACUCAUUAAAGAAACAAGUUUAAGUUUUAAUAAGGAAAAUCUCACAGAUCAUAAAAAAACGAUUAUUUUAAUAACAAGGUUUAAAAAUAUCGGUUAAGUUUUGAACACGAGGAGACAAGAAUGUUUUUCAGCCCGGAUUAUUGAGAUAAACACUUCAAUUUUUUAAUCUUUUAUAAUCAUACUAAUAAUUAAAACACU